Messenger RNA from Ipomoea nil (Japanese morning glory), 1188 nucleotides. RefSeq names its product ribosomal RNA small subunit methyltransferase-like. Gene Ontology annotation, cellular component: mitochondrial matrix. The transcript has 5 exons. NCBI's taxonomy places the organism in Eukaryota, Viridiplantae, Streptophyta, Magnoliopsida, Solanales, Convolvulaceae. The record is from RefSeq and is a predicted model, not a curated record. Gene Ontology annotation, molecular function: rRNA (adenine-N6,N6-)-dimethyltransferase activity. Bases 91 to 1158 code for a protein of 355 amino acids. Gene Ontology annotation, biological process: rRNA methylation.
UCCACUACAGCCGCGGCCGCGCAAACAUCCCAAAAUCGCACAGCGGCACCUCAUUCGCGGCGUGGAGAGAGCAGAGUAGCAUAUUCAACCAUGGCGGGAGGGAAGAUACGCAAAGACAAAAACCACCGUGGCUCGGCUGGUGCAAACCCUCACUACCAGGGUGGAAUUCAGUUUCACAAGUCGAAAGGUCAGCACAUACUGAAAAAUCCACAGUUGGUUGACACAAUCGUUGAGAAAUCCGGCAUCAAACCAACCGAUGUCAUCCUUGAGAUUGGUCCCGGUACUGGUAACUUAACCAAGAAGCUUUUAGAAGCUGGAAAAUCUGUCAUAGCCAUCGAGCUUGACCCUCGUAUGGUUCUUGAGUUGCAACGGAGAUUUCAAGGAACCCCAUCUAGUAAGUUAAAGGUUAUACAAGGGGAUGUUCUGAAGUGUGACCUUCCAUAUUUUGACAUUUGCGUGGCGAAUAUCCCAUACCAAAUCUCAUCUCCUCUUACUUUCAAAUUACUGGCUCAUAGGCCGCUAUUCAGGGCUGCGGUGAUCAUGUUUCAAAGAGAAUUUGCAAUGCGGCUGGUUGCUCAGCCGGGUGAUACUCUGUAUUGCCGCCUGUCUGUGAACACUCAACUCUUAGCUCGAGUGUUUUAUCUUCUUAAGGUAGGACGAAACAACUUCAGACCUCCCCCGAAGGUUGAUUCUUCGGUAGUUAGAAUCGAGCCAAUGAGGCCGUUUCAGAAUCUGAAUUUCAAGGAGUGGGAUGGUUUAGUUCGAAUCUGUUUCAAUAGGAAGAACAAAACUCUGGGCGCGAUUUUUAGGCAAAAGACGGUGCUCUCGUUGCUAGAGAAGAACUAUAAAACUCUGCAAGCGUUGCAGAUACCUGAGAAUGGAUCGUUAGAGGACAUCGAUAUCGAUAUGGCCUCGGCUGUUUCAGCCUUGGGAGAUACACUUGGAGACUUGAGCAUGGGGAAUGAUGAUGAUGGGGAUGAUGAGAAUGAGAUGGAUAUGGAUGAUGAUGGUGAGGCUAAAGGAUCAGAUUUCAAAGAAAGAGUUUUGGCAGUGUUGAAGGAAGGGAAAUAUGAAGAUAGAAGGUCUUCCAAAAUCACACAAGUAGAUUUCAUGCACCUACUUUCUUUGUUUAACAAGGCUGGAAUUCACUUUUCUUAGCUCUCUUCUUUUUUAUUUGUUGGUAUGGUA